Conger conger (European conger) is the source of this 5325-nucleotide messenger RNA. It is a transcript of the gene msl1b, whose product is annotated as MSL complex subunit 1b. Lineage: Eukaryota; Metazoa; Chordata; Actinopteri; Anguilliformes; Congridae. Gene Ontology annotation, cellular component: MSL complex. The record is from RefSeq and is a predicted model, not a curated record. The transcript is spliced from 10 exons. Bases 649 to 2268 code for a protein of 539 amino acids.
AGUUACGCAACGCAUGCGCUGUUGCAGGCGCUUUAAACAAGUCCUCAAGAGAGAGGAACAUGAAGGCGAGCCGGAGAAUGGGCAGGGAAAUGGGGGACGGCCACUAAUAAUUGUAAACACCGUAAAUUGUAUACAGUGAAAAAAGCAGCCAAAGUUCGAAUGGAUAAAUACCCUUACAAGUUUGAAAAUGCGAUUUCGAAGUCCCGUAUGCGCAAUCUCAAGCGAAGUAUUAGUUAGUUGAAGGGACUGUUAUUGUUUUCUUUGCUGCAGAUCUAAAAUGGAGGAGCUACUGGCUGUACUCGGCAGCCCUCACGCAUUGACGUUUUUCCGUGCAGAAAAUGGAGGCUGCUUUUGGUUUACUUGUGGGGGAAGCGAUAAGUUAUUACAUUAACAAAAAAGCUAGCUAAAUAACUAGCUGACGUUUUCUAGGCAGCCACUGGGAAGGAGGGAAAACCGAUCACAGAGGGCCUUACCCAAUGUUAUUGGCGGAAAAUAACGUGCCUAGCUAAAUCCAGUCAAUAAAUCCAUUGGAAUCUUAACCUGGCCGUCGGUCAUUUGUCCUUGAAAGCAAACGAACCAAAAUAAUAAAGUAGAUGUUAGGUUGAUAACGUUAGGCCGUAUGGUUACGGAGUAUAAGUUGAGUACGCCAUGAAUAUGAGAUCUACUGUGUUUGCCAGUGGUGGAUAUAAACUGGAUGCUGAGAAAAUCGACUUGGACAAAUCGCAAACGGCAACCACCAACUCAAUCGGCAUCAAGAGAGAGCCGUGCGACUUUGUAAUCGACGUUCUUGACGUGCUGGGAGACAUCCACAACAACGGAGGCGGACAACAGCUCCUGAAAUCCAAGAAACCGAUUCACAAUCACGCUAGUAAAUCCGCUCGGACCCCUGUGGCGGCUGGACAGAACAAAGCGGGUGCAGUGGUAGGGCAGGAGGAGAACUGGGUGAGCUUGGGCGCCCUGACAGCGCCAGGUAAACAGAUGGGGGGCGAGGGCACCCCGGUAAAGAGCAAAACCCUAUUCGGACAGACGAACAACAUGGAUAAGACGGACCCAACGGCGGUGAACGCUAACAAUAGCUCCAGGGACAUUGCAACCGAGGGAAGUGACAGAGGGAUUGCAGCUGCAGGAGUUCAUAACACUGCAUCGCUCGAGCUGAGCUCAGAGGGCAAGUGGAAAAACGUCCGGAAAACCACCAGCCACUCCCCUACUCAAGCUACAUGUCUCCGCCAGAUCCUGUUGCUGCAACUGGACCUGAUAGAACAGCAGCAACAGCAGCUGCAGUCGAAGGACAAGGAAAUAGAUGAGCUCAAAGCGGACAAGGAGACGCUGUUGGCCCGUAUAGAGCGUAUGGAACGCCGUUUGCAGCUGGUAAAGAAGGACUCCCGUGACAAGCGACUGUUCCAGCCUCUAGAGCCCUGGACGCCUGAAAGGGAGGAUUUUCUGGAAGGCAGUUCAAGUGAAAGCCCACAAAUUCAUACCACUAAGGCCAUCUCGUUUGGCAGAGGUGGCAAAGGCCAUAAGAGGAAGUUUUGCUUCCUCGACUCCAAGACGCCCAAGUCGCGGGGGAAGCCCUCUAAGUUCUCCCCACAGAAAUCAGACUCCGAGGUAGGCUCUCCCUUUCAAAGGGAACUCCGCAGCAAGGAAACCCCUGAAAAAAUGGGAGUGUCCCGGCCCCUGCUACAGGGAGCCACCCCACCAACAGCCAAGGAGGAUCCCCAAAGGACUGCUGCUCAGAUGGGGGAGAUGCCUUACAUGUCCACAACUGAGAUGUAUCUAUGCCGCUGGCACCAGCCACCCCCUUCCCCCCUGCGCGAACCUUCACCUAAGAAGGAGGAGAUUGUUGCCAUCCCUUCUUGGAGAGAGAACUGUAUGGAUCCCCUGGAGGAGGAGGCAAUCUCUGACAUCCCUGAGAAUUUGGAUGACGGUGUGUUUUUGAAACGUCACGCAAAGCUAGAGCUGGAUGAGAAGAGAAGGAAAAGAUGGGACAUUCAGAGGAUCCGUGAACAGCGUAUGUUCCAGCGGCUCCAGCAACGCAUGAACAAGAAGAAGGGCAUCCAAGAGAGUGAGCCAGAAGUGUUGUCCUUCUACCCAGAUACAGAGGAUGUGGAGUCCCUGAUGAUCACACCCUUCCUGCCUGUGGUAGCAUUUGGCCGACCAUUGCCAAAACUCACACAACAGAACUUUGAGCUGCCUUGGCUGGAUGAGCGCAGCCGCUGCCGCAUUGAAAUGCAGAAGAAGCAGACUCCCCACCGGACCUGCCGGAAGUGAGACAAUGUCUUCGAACCUAUUCAAGAGUGAAACUUAAUUCUACUACACUGGAAAAAGACCAUUUUUAUGAGAGCCAAUCAGAAGAGUCUGACUGAGCUACCACUAGUGUAGCGCAUGGUAUGGCCUGCCAGGGAGCGUGGGCAAACUCUCUGACCAUCAGCCUCUUAUGGAUGAGGAUGAAGACCAGGGAGGGGCUUGUGGGUGGCAACAGCCAGCUGAUCUAGAUUCACCUUGGUCUCAAUUUAAAAUGGAGCAGCUGCACUUCAGUUCUGUUAAAAAAUGCAACAGAAUGUGUACCCAUGCUAAUUAUUAUAGCAAAAAUGUAAAACCCCAUGUGUAACCUCAAGCUUAUGGGCAAUGUUGCAUGUACACAUUGCAAAUAGAGCUCCCUUCACAGUCCCCACAUGAUUCAUUGUGGGGUUGGUCUUGGACGUAUUGCCAUUCAAAAUAGAAUGAAUUCCCCGAAACCGGUUUUCCCUGGUCUGCAUUUUUGCAGUGUAAUGUUUUCUUGUGUGGCCACAGGGCUUUAAAGAGCUUUCACGUUUGCACUAAUGCGGAUUCUGGGUUCCUAAUCCUCUCAGCAUUGUUUUUCUGCCAUAGCUUUACAUGUAUGCAUUGGCAGAGUUUUUUUUGUGCACUUGAAACUGGCUGGGAAAUGUAUAAGAAAUGACUUAAUGGUUUAAGCCUAAGGCUCAUGUCAACCAAAGUGGAGAUUAGCGUCAGGGCUCAACCAUGGGACAUUAAGGGACACCAGGAUGUGCUUGCAAAUGGUAACAGAUUAAACUGACUGGCUGAUGCCACAGCAGUUUGAAUCUUCUCAUGAAGCUUCCCAUAUCAUAGCUUAACCAGAAAUUGGAGUGAUUGGUGAAAACUAAUUGGUUUCUUACUCUUGGUCCUGGGGAUGCACGGUGUAUGCCGUUUUUGUUCCAACCAUAAUAUUACAUCACAUGUUAUUUGACUUGACGCUUUUAUCCAAAGCAGGAGCAAUGUGGGGUUAAGGGCCUUGUUCAAGGGUCCAACAGCUGUGCGGAUCUUAUCAUGGCUACACCGGGGAUCGAAUCACCGACCUUGUGGGUCAUGUACCUUGACCACCACGCUACAGUCUGUCAGCAGGGUACAAGCUCUAAUUUGUUCUUAAUUAGACACUUUUCCAGUCUGUUGAAUAUUAAUUAAAUCAUUUUUCAUUUAUUAAAUUACAAACUAUCAUCUGAAAUGAGUUUGGUCCUAUUUGCUGAGAGUGGAAACCUGAAAAGAAUAUGUAAAAUUAAUGUUUACUGACUGCAAAUGGCAUCAAACAAAUCUACAUUGUGCAAAAACUGCAUAUACCGUGGGUUCCCAGGACCAAGGUUGAAAACUCUAUGAUAUUGUGAACAAUAAUUAAACCUGAUCUACACUUGUCAUACACAAUAUCACUGAAAGAGCUCUUGCCCCAUAUAUUCCAACAACAUGACAACAUGACAACCCCCAGACUCCCAUACCUUGAACCUUUGGGUUCACUUUUCUUCCUGUCUGUAAAAUUCUGUAUUUUGCACUUCAGAAGUCAUAGCAAUGAACACAUUCUGAAAAGCUGCUGUGUUGAUUUAUGAAAAAAUAAAAAAUAAAAAACCCCGCUCUGAACAUGCAAAAUGAUGGUAAAAAGAAGAUAAACAAGUCUACAGUCAAGUGGGUUGAUUUUAAAGAAAUCCAUAUUAUGCAUGCAUGCUCCUUGGAUGUUAUUUUCUGCUGUACAGAUAUCACCAUUUGGGGCUGUGUGUCUGUUUUGCUUUCCUCUUGUUUACAGAAGGAUUGUUUUUUGUCUUUAAAUCGGCCAAUUUCUGUGUUUUGGCUGGUGUACCCAAAUAUGUAAAUAUUUACUGGCUGGUCAACUGAGGUUGGCAUUUUGUUGGCAGUAGAGAUUAAAACAAGUAUGGUAUAUAUGGCCCUAAUACUUAUUUGUGAGUUGAAUAGAAAGCAAACCAUUCACAGGAUACUUUGAUUUGACUAGGAUCAUUAUUUAGACACAAAGUUUAUUAAAGUUACUUAUAGUAACCAAUUUGGCUGUGUGCUGCAUCAAAGUGGUGGAAAUGCUACCUUAAAUUAGCAUUAAGGUAAAAGGCUGGAGAAGUAUAUCCCUCUGUUUGACUGGAAUGUGACAUUUGGCAUUGCUGGGUACACCUGUGUGUUGAUGCAUGCUGGUAUCUCACUUUUUGAGAAAAAUUUAACUGGUUUAUUUGACUAUGGCACCAUUCUGAGGUCUGCAGGAUUGACACCCAGUAGGUAAUCUGAAUCACAAUCAUUCUGGGUUCACCUGCAGUGGGUCUUCUCUGAGCUUCUCAGAGACUCAGUGUGGGCAAUAUUUUCUUUAUUUAAGGUAUGAUAUGAAAAAUUAUUUCUAUUAAUUCCAAAAGGGUCAUAUUUCCCAUUCUAAACAUUGAGACAUUUUGUUCUUUAUUGAACUGUUAUUAUUUAGAUGCUCCCACUGAUCUCAUUCCUGAUAGUGACCAUUGGAUGUGCCCUGGAGACCUCAGUUGCAAUGAAGCUUGUACUGCACCUAAAAACUGCACAUUUUUUGUGUUCUUGGAUUUGUCAGCAACUUCUAGUAGCAACAUUUGUGAGCAAAUUAUGAUUAUGGCUUUAUUCAGAGUUUGCCCCCAAACCCACUACUGUUGUGUUUAGGAGUUAAUCAAGAUGCUUAGCUCUUUUGAUUUUGUUCUUUUCCAUAUCUUAGUGACCUUUGCUGAUGUUAAACUGUCUGGUUCCUGUUGAUGCAGUGCUUGUGUCGCUGUGUGCUGCCCUAUCGCUUUCCCAUUUAACUGCUGGUAUGAUAGCUUCGUCUCUCACCACUGCAAUGCUACAGAAGACAAAUAAACCUAGAUUUUAGAAAUGUAAAAUUGGCCUUCUGUAUAUAGCUUCCAGAAAAACAUUGUACAUAUGGAAGACAUGGCUGUUAUUUUUUUAUUAUUUAAAGUCUGAGUGUUCAGUAUGUUCAGUAUUGAUAUUAUGUUUUAAAAAAUGCUUGUAUGUUGACAAAAUAAUUAACAAGUUUAAUUGUUUUGCAAUAAAAUACAAAAUUCUGAA